AGUACGUUAAGAUGACGUUGCCACAGCCCGACUCGCCGAAUUUCUUCUCUCAAAUUUCUCACACGUUUCCUGUGGUGACGCAAGAUGGCAAGAUUGAGACGGAGAUGUUCCUUGAGGCGUCGAAGUCCUUUAUACAGAUAUACGAUCUGCUGGGAGCGGCGUUCUAUGUAGUCAAGAAGGACAUGUCUGGAAAUAUUGAGAAGAUCUACAAAGCAUACAACUGCAACCCAGAAAAAAACAAGUAUCUCAAUGACUUAGUAUGUGAAGAAAAGGAAGUGCACGAUUCAGUUACGGUAGAUGCCCUUCUCUGGCUCAAGAGAGCGUUGGAGUUCACCGUAAUAUUCAUUAAUGGGAUUUGUGAUGAGUUUGAAAAGGGAACGGGAUCAGAGAGGCUGGACCACCUGGCGACAGAUGCUUACAACGUCACCCUGAAAAAGUACCACAAGUGGAUUAUCCAAAAUAUCUUCAAGAUGGUGGUUAAGUCAGUCCCCACUAGAUCAGUGCUGGUCAAAGCCCUGUACUUUGGUAAGGGGGGUCCAGAGGAAACGCUGUUCAAAGACUGCAGAGUUUACAUCAAACAGCUAGAGACCAAUCUCAGUGUGAUAGUACAAAUGUAUGAUGAAUGGGGCCUUAACAAUGAUAACAAAGUUUAAGAGUCUGGUGCAUUGGCAGAGUGUUUUGUUUUUUAUAUAUAUUUAUGUAUAUAUGAGAGAUUUCACUUAACUUGUUCAUCUCGUACGUUGAUUUUGGGCAUUUUUUUUUUUUUUUUCUUAAACUUUAGUUUGGACUGUGUAGAAAAGUAGUGGAAGCUGGCAGAUUAGCAUUGUUAUUUUUAUUGCUGUAGGUUUUGUUAUUAUUAUUAUUAUUAUUUUAUUGUUUUUUUUGUCCUUAUUUGUUAUUAGUUUCAUUUUAUUUUUUAUUAUUAUAUAGAAGAGAACCUUAUUUUGCAAAAAAAUAUAUAGAUUUAGCAAAAUGUGUAUAUAUGAUAUAUAUGAACUACUCUCUAACAUUUAUAGUAACAAGGAAACCACUAGUACUAUCAUAUUUAUAGAGCACAUACAUUCAAGAUACCAAGCAUGUUGUUGUGAAGCACCACAGAAACUUUUAAUGUGUGCAGAGAAAUCCAUGUUUAAGGGGACACAUGUUUUAUAUAUAUACAUAACAGAAAGCUGUGCAUAUCAUAAAUUAGGACGACAAACAGAAGGUCGAACCAUUCAGAACCAUACGGCAACUGCACAGUGGUCAUUAAUAAGUGCGCACAUGCUUGGGUGUAUGCGUCAAAAGGUGCGCAAGACACUAGGUCUCAUGGAAAACCCAUCACAGUGACAUUUACAGAUUGUACCUUGAAGAAAUCUUGCCUCUGCAGCACCAUUCAUAUACAUCUAUUAUGUGAUCCUGGGACCAACAGUUGUUAUUUGUGUGUGGAGUUUAAGCAAGUCAGCUGUUCAAGAUGUGCUCGCAUUUUUGAAGUAGCGGUUGUGAGUUCAAGGAGAUUUAAUUUUUAUUUAUUUCCUUAUUCUUAAUCAAUUUCUAAUCUUGAAGCAGGUUGUACCAUACCUGAAACCUAACUAACCUCUUUACAAAACAAGUAUUUUAGAAAUCAGGAAAAGAUUUUCUUCUUACGAGUCAACAAGGUGUAAAGUUGUAUGUCAUUGUGAAUUUUGUAAUCACAUUGCAUUCUUGCACAACAUUGAUAUUUCAACUAAGAAAGGGGUGUAUUUACAUUUAUCAUGUUAUCAUGUCUAAGUACACCACAUGGGCACCAAUCAAGAAAAGGUCUCCUAGCUGUAAAUAUGUGCUUCUGGUUUUGUAUUUUCCUCGUGCUGGAAGAAAGCACAAGAAAACAGAGUACAGGAGAUUCACAGCCAAAUAUUGUAACAGAAGCAUUUACGGUUACAUUUACCCAGCUUAGCAUUUGUUGUAGCAGCAGUUCCUCCCACCAGAUUUCUUUUCAGUGUAUUUUAUGGAUUUACUGGAGGGCCAUUGGCAUGUGGUCAUUUUUUAUACAAAUUUUUAAAUAAAGAAGUGGGAUUGUUUAGUGGGAUGUUGUUAGUUG
Penaeus monodon (black tiger shrimp) is the source of this 2056-nucleotide messenger RNA. RefSeq names its product glycolipid transfer protein-like. Gene Ontology annotation, cellular component: membrane; cytosol; cytoplasm. Bases 12 to 653 code for a protein of 213 amino acids. Lineage: Eukaryota; Metazoa; Arthropoda; Malacostraca; Decapoda; Penaeidae. Gene Ontology annotation, molecular function: ceramide 1-phosphate transfer activity; ceramide 1-phosphate binding. Gene Ontology annotation, biological process: ceramide transport; intermembrane lipid transfer. The transcript is spliced from 5 exons. The record is from RefSeq and is a predicted model, not a curated record.